AUGGCUCUCAAAGUCGCAUUGUCUUCUCUUCUUUUUCUACUCUCACUCAUCACUCUCGUCGCAAUCGCUGCCUCUGAGAACUGCACCUGCACGUAUGCUAUAAGUGUUCAAACCGAACAUAAGGAUCGGGCAGGAACAGAAUCCAAGAUUAGCCUCUGUGUAAAGGACGUUAAUGUCACUAUCUUUAAACCAGACAACCUUAGAGAUUGGGGCAUCAUGGAACCUGGUCAUGACUACUUUGAGAAGGGCAACCUCGACUUCUUCAAAGGCGAGCAAGUUGGCCUCCACCCUUGCCUCAUCACUGUCACAUCCGAUGGCUCAGGGAAGAAUUCAGCAUGGUACUUGGAUCACGUCAAAAUUGCUAUCGAUGGCCCAACCAUAUCUGCUACCGUAGACUUUUUGGUGGACUGA
Molecule: messenger RNA, 411 nt
Organism: Prosopis cineraria
Lineage: Eukaryota; Viridiplantae; Streptophyta; Magnoliopsida; Fabales; Fabaceae
Product: PLAT domain-containing protein 2-like
Exons: 2
Coding region: 1-411 (136 amino acids)
Molecular function (GO): protein binding
Source: RefSeq, a predicted model, not a curated record